AUGCUACCCAAAGGUAGUUUUGAGGGAAAGGUGGCUUUAGUAACAGGCGGCGGUACUGGGUUGGGUAAGGGUAUCGCUACUAAAUUAUCGGAUCUAGGAGCUACUGUCGCCAUCAUGAGCCGCAAGAAAGGCGUCGUCGAUUUGGCGGCGAGUGAAAUUCAGAAGAUUACGGGUAAUACAGUGUUACCACUCACGGGUGACGUCCGUGAUCCUGAGCAGGUCAAGAGGGCGUUAGACGAACUGGAUGAUCAGGCCGGCGUCCCUACCAUCGUUGUCAACAACGCAGCGGGUAAUUUCAUUUCGCCUUUUGAAAGGCUAAAUGCCAAAGGCUUUGGAACUAUUGUUGAUAUUGUACUCAAGGGUACGGCUAAUGUAACACUGGAUGCUGGUAAACGCAUGAUUCAGCACGAGAAAGGAGGCGUCUUUCUUAACAUUACAACCACAUACGCCGAGACAGGUUCAGGCUAUGUCGUACCCUCUGCUGCAGCGAAGGCUGGUGUCAGUGCUAUGAUUAAGUCACUGGCAGUGGAAUGGGGCAAGUACGGCAUUCGCUUUGUGGGUAUUGCUCCUGGUCCGAUUAAGACAAAAGGCGCUUUUGAUCGACUUGAUCCAUCAGGAGCUUUUGAGGAAGUAAUGAUUCAAAACAACCCUCUAAAACGCUUUGGUGAGGUGGAUGAGCUGGCGAAUUUGGCGUCCUACAUGACGAGCGAUUACGCCAGUUGGCUCAAUGGUGAGAUCAUUCGAUUUGAUGGUGGAGAGACAGUGUCGAACGCUGGUGAAUUCAACAUGUUCGGUGGAAUCAGCCAGGAAAAGUGGGAUGAUCUCGAGUCCAUUAUUCGCAACUCAAACGCUGAAAGCAAGAAAUAG
Messenger RNA from Plasmopara halstedii, 867 nucleotides. RefSeq names its product -dienoyl-mitochondrial precursor. Gene Ontology annotation, molecular function: 2,4-dienoyl-CoA reductase (NADPH) activity. Gene Ontology annotation, cellular component: mitochondrion. The record is from RefSeq and is a predicted model, not a curated record. The coding region runs from base 1 to 867 and encodes 288 amino acids. Gene Ontology annotation, biological process: fatty acid beta-oxidation. The transcript has 2 exons. Lineage: Eukaryota; Oomycota; Peronosporomycetes; Peronosporales; Peronosporaceae.